Molecule: messenger RNA, 3764 nt
Organism: Brassica napus (rape)
Lineage: Eukaryota; Viridiplantae; Streptophyta; Magnoliopsida; Brassicales; Brassicaceae
Product: NF-kappa-B-activating protein-like
Exons: 4
Coding region: 62-1153 (363 amino acids)
Biological process (GO): regulation of gene expression
Cellular component (GO): nucleus
Molecular function (GO): chromatin binding
Source: RefSeq, a predicted model, not a curated record
ACUCAAAUCCUAAUUAGAUACGGUUACGUUCGGAUUGAAAUUUUAGGGUUGGAGAGUGACGAUGAACUCGCUUCCAAGGAGGUUCGGGAGAGAUCAAGGAUACCUAGACCGAGACCACCGUAGAGGGAGGAGAUCCGGUUCAGACUCCGACGAAGAGCUGAAAGGAUUGAGUCACGCGGAGUACCGGAGGCUUAAACGCCUCAAGAUGAGGAAAUCUGGUAAGCACUGCAUUUGGAGGAACACGCCGAGUCCGCCUAGAGAUCCCAACGAGGUGGAGUCCGAUGAGAACGCCGCCGACGAGGAGGUUCCGGAGAAGGACGAGGAAGAUCCGAAAUCUGAGUCUGGUAAGUCGGAAUCUGAGUCUGAUAGAUCUAGGAAGAAGAGGAAGAGUAAGAGCUCUAGGAGUAAGCGUAGUAGACGAUAUAGUGAUAGCGAGAGUGAUGAUGAUUCGGAUGAGGAAGAUAGGAGGAGAAGAAGGAGGAAGAAGAAGCAGAAGAGUAGUAGGAAGAGGAGAGGACAUAGGAGGAAGAGGAGAUAUAGUGAUUCUGAUGAUGAAUCUGAGAUUAGCGCUUCUUCGUCUUCUGGGGAAGAACGUAGCAAAUCAAAGAGCAAGAAGGACACUGAUUCGAAGGGGAAGUUGGAAGAAGCGGGGAAGGAGCCUGAGCUUGACGAAGAGGAGAUGAAGAUGAUUAUUGAAUCGAAGAAGAAAGCUUUACCAGAAGAUGAAGAAGAAGAAGGUGAGGUGGGUCCAAUGCCGUUACCUAAAGCCGAAGGACACAUCAGCUACGGUGGUGCUUUACGACCCGGUGAAGGAGACGCUAUAGCUCAGUAUGUUCAGCAAGGGAAACGUAUCCCACGUAGAGGAGAAGUGGGUCUCAACGCUGAUGAGAUUCAGAGGUUUGAGGAUCUUGGGUACGUGAUGAGUGGGAGUAGGCAUCAGAGGAUGAAUGCUAUUCGUAUCAGGAAGGAGAACCAGGUUUACAGUGCUGAAGAUAAACGGGCGUUGGCGAUGUUUAACUAUGAGGAGAAGGCUAAGCGCGAGGCUAAGGUGAUGUCUGAUUUGUCGAGGCUUGUGCAACGCCAUAUGGGAGAAGAGUUGGGUCCGAAUCAUGACCCUUUUGGUGCUGGGAAGACUGAUGGUGCUGAUGAUUGAUUUGCUUAGCUUCCCUUCUACUGCUUGUGUGGUUAGGACAUCCGCUUUAUGUCCCGCUUAUUGGCUUAUCAGACGCACGAAAACAUAUUUUUCUGAUUCUUGAAGCUUUGCAAAUGGUAUUAUGUUGGUGACCGAGUCAUCUUCCUUAUGAGCUUUGAUCUCUUAUUGUUGUUGUGAGUGACUUGUGAUAUUUGAGGGGAUGUCUUUGUGGUCAUGUUAUCAUUGUCACCAUUAUUGUCACCAUUAUUGUCACAAUUCUAUUUUUGGAGCUGUGAAACAAACAAGCAUAAAUUAUUGGGUUCUCUAUAAUUAUCCAGUGCAAUAAUAAUUCCCAGAAUUUACAGGCAGAUAUUAAUAAUUGGGUUUCAAUUCCUAUAGUUUAUGAUUCCACUUUUGUGGAACUAUGCAGUGGCUGAAUCUUUUCUCAAUAAGUGCAAUAUCUUGUCAUCAGAAGACCCUACCGAGGAGAGUACCUGGACCAUAUUCAAUUAUUCAUUUUCGAAAACAAAUUAAAAAAUGUAAAAAUCAACUUUGUUACCGUUGGAUAAAAUAUCGGUUUAGACAGAGAGAGAGGAGGGAGAGAAAGCGAUGUUAACAUGUUCUAAUUUUUUUUUUUUUGACGUCAACAUGUUCUAAUUAUUAGUACUAAUUGUUGUCAAUUUAUUACACUUCAAGCAUGAACAUAAAAUAAUGUCACGUUAAGGUCUCUUAAUUUGACUAAACUCGCUUUCAAAGGGAUUAUUAAAUAUGCGAUUAUGAACAGUAAUUGAAGUUAGAAUGUAAAUAAUGUAAACGGAGAAGGACAUAAUAGUCAAAUGAAUACAUUGGAGGGUAUUACCGUAAUUUCCUCUCAGCAGAAUCAAUGAAGUAACAGUGCUACUUAAAAGGACAAAUGCUCUGUUCAUCUUCCCCUCUCUCUCAUCUCCUUUCUCUCUAACCCCAUUUCUCAGAUCCGUAGGAUCUUCGUGUGUUUUCACGGAGGCUUAAAAACUCUAAAUAGAUAUUCUCUUAACAGAUCGCUGAUCCUCUAGUGUAAAAGAAAUCAUCUUUCUCUAAUCUUCAGGUUCAAUAGCCUUUUUCUACAGCUUUGGAGACGAGCUCAGAUUCAAAGGAGUGAAGUGUUUUGGUUUUGAUUAGAUAAAAAAGUGAUCUUGUUGGGGGUAGUUAAAGAGACAAAGCUUCUUGAUUUAAUCUCAAAAAUGGAAACUCUCAUCUUAGCUGAAGAACAUUAUUACGAGAAGAAACCUCCUUCCAAAACUUUCAGGCAAAUCAACUGCAGAACGUUUCACUCCGGAGUUGGUUUGCUUCCAAGGCCACCACCACCAAAGAGAACAACCUCUUCAUCAACAACCAAAGGAGUUCACUUUCACUCUCCUCGUUCUCCCAAGUCAGUUUUGCCGUCUCUUAGAACCAGUCCCAUCCCUAUUGGUGGCGAAAGGAGAAGCCUUUCUUACUCUGAGCUGUGGGCAGGACCCACUUACUCCAACUCACCGCCACCCACUUCUGUUCCCAUCCCCAAGUUCUCUCUCCGGGGAAAGAGGACGGCCUCUCUGACCUUCCCUGAUGUUGAUCUUCCUGAAGUUGCCAAGUCUGCUCCGGUCUCUCCAACCUCGUCUGGUGAUGAUAACCCUUUUAACAGUACUGUCUCCGCCACUAUGACGCUGCGUCGCAUGCUCAAUAUUGAGUUUGCAGAUGCGUGAAGUCUUUAGGGGGAACAGGGGGUUUAGUUUUGUGGAUAUAUGAAUAAGGUGUUUUAGGCACCAAGCUGGUUUGAGUUUGUUUAAUAGCUUUUCAUGGAACACAGAAGCAGUUAGUGGUUCUCCUAUGCAGAUUUGAGGUGUUACUAAUGGUGGAGCAGGUGGUUGGUUAUAGAGAAGACUUGAUUCUUGGUUUAGAAUAUAGGAUGGCUAAAAAGUUUACCAGUCUCUAACAUAUGGUGGUGGUGCACCUUUGUAUAGUUUCUCUUUAGAGUCAGCCUUUGUCCCUUUGGCUUCUUUUCUUAAGUGGGUUAGAUUAGCUACUAGGUUCCUCUUCUUAUAUAUCUCUCCCUCCUUGUCCAUACCCCUUUGUCUACUCUCAUGCCUUUGAGUCUUAUCUUUCUUCCUCUCUUUUGCGUUUCUGUCUAGCCUUGAAGAUGUAAACCUUACUACUUCUGUUUACUGGUCUUCCUCUUCAGCUCUUUUCCUGAUUUUUUUUGUAAAGGAAGAAGGGAAUAGGAAGUUCUUUCUUGUGACUAGUCUUAGAGUGUCUCUACUGGUAAAGAUUCAAUCCUGAUGUAAGCUGAUACUUCUUCUGAAGAAAAGAUAGUCCUCAGGCUCUUCUUGAUCCCGCCUAAUCUGCUCACCAUGGACCUAUAGAAGCUGCUACUCCGCUCUGCUUUAGAUGCUUCAUCGUAGUUUCUUUGUCUCUCUACUAUCUUUGGUUAUGUUGCUAUGUUACGCAGUGGCAAGUAUUGUCUCUGUGUAUGUAUGUUUCUCGUCGUCUUUGUCUGUAGUUUGUGACAGUGUUGUUCACGUUUUACUAUCUUGUUUUGGGUUUUCAAUGUUGAAGGAGAUGUAUCCCUUGUUCCCUACAAUUAUUAGUAUCAUUCUGUAUGGUUUUGUUUAUCGUU